This is a messenger RNA of Lethenteron reissneri (Far Eastern brook lamprey), 4289 nucleotides long. Its product is annotated as metabotropic glutamate receptor 3-like. The record is from RefSeq and is a predicted model, not a curated record. Lineage: Eukaryota; Metazoa; Chordata; Hyperoartia; Petromyzontiformes; Petromyzontidae. Gene Ontology annotation, molecular function: G protein-coupled receptor activity. Gene Ontology annotation, biological process: G protein-coupled receptor signaling pathway. Gene Ontology annotation, cellular component: membrane.
UUUAAUGGUAGUAAAUCACUAGUAAUAUGAACGUUAAUUAUGUUACAACGAUAUUAUCUGUCUUCAUUGCAUCAAUUUCCAUAGGAUAAUGGCAUAACUUAAAAUUGUCUGCGUACAGACAGAUAUAUGAAUCUUUUUUUUUCAGAUAUUACAAACCCACAAAAGAGUGAGCGGAACAACUCAUUAAAACAAAAGUAAAAAUACGUGAAAAUGAAGAUAUCGGCCUCGAUAUAUUAAUGGCAUAUUUAGUGCACAGCUUUAGUUUCAAACGAAUGCAAUAAGCAUGCAAAAUCCGAAGGUGCUAGCCAUAGGGAAACACUUAAUUUCUCUUCUCCUAACGUGCUUGGUAGCCCAGCAAGUGGCUCUCACUCAAAAUGAGGGUGGCAGUGGCAAGAGAGAGGUGCGACUGGACGGAGACCUGGUUCUGGGUGGCCUCUUCCCAGUGCAUGAGAAGGGCAGUGGACCGCAAGACUGUGGGAAGAUCAACGAGGACCGUGGCAUCCAGCGCCUGGAGGCUAUGCUGUUUGCGUUGGGUCAGAUCAACAGGGAUUCAUCGCUGCUGCCCGGAAUAAAGCUGGGAGCACACAUCCUGGACACAUGCUCCAGGGACACUUACGCUCUGGAGCAGUCCCUGGAGUUUGUUCGCUCGUCGCUGCUGAAGGUGGACGAGACGGAGUACAUGUGCCCCGAUGGCUCGUAUGCAAUCCAAAAUCAAGGACCCACGGCCAUCGCUGGGGUCAUCGGCGGUUCCUACAGCAGCGUCUCCAUCCAGGUAGCCAACCUUCUCCGCCUCUUCCAAAUCCCACAAAUCAGCUACGCCUCCACGAGCGCAAAGCUGAGCGACAAGUCGCGCUACGACUUCUUUGCACGCACGGUGCCCCCAGACUUCUACCAGGCCAAAGCCAUGGCUGAGAUCCUGCGCUUCUUCAAGUGGACGUACGUGAGCACGGUGGCCUCUGACGAUGACUACGGCGAGGCCGGAAUGGAGGCAUUUGAGCACGAGGUCAGGUCCAGAAACAUCUGCAUUGCAGUAUCAGAAAAGGUUGGACGGUCGGCGAACAAAAAGACAUACGACGGCGUUAUAAAGGCACUGAUGCAGAAGCCAAACGCCAAGGUUGUGGUCUUGUUUACAAGGAGCGACGACGCCAAGGAAUUGUUGGCCGCCGCCCGAACGCUCCACGCGUCGUUCUACUGGGUCGCGAGUGAUGGAUGGGGUGCCUUGGAAAGUGUCAUCAAAGGACAAGAGGAUGUUGCUGAUGGCGCACUAACGAUUGAAUUGAACUCGCAGCGGGUGAAAGAGUUUGACGAAUAUUUCCAAAGUCUCCUUCCUGCGAAGAACAAAAGGAACCCGUGGUUCACCGAGUUCUGGCAGCAGAGGUUCCAGUGUACUCUGUCACGUGGACACCGGCAUGGAAAUGUCUGCAAUGCAUCCAUGUCACUCCGAAGAAGCAGUUACAAGCAAGAGACCAAAAUAAUGUUCGUGAUUGAUGCAGUUUUUGCUUUGGCCCACGCAUUGCAUAACAUGCACAAGGAACUCUGUCCAAACACAACCAAGUUAUGUGCAGCCUUCACACCAAUCAAUGGUGUUAAGCUGUAUAAGGAAUUUAUUUUAAAUGUCAGCUUCCAAGCUCCCUUUGGUGAUCACGACCGAAUUGUGAAGUUCGACUCAUCUGGUGAUGGAUUGGCAAAGUACAACAUAUUCAUUUUCCAGAAAUCAAACGGAAAAUACUCGUACACUAAAGUUGGCCAUUGGUCACAAGGCCUGGUUCUACAAGCAAACGACAUACACUGGGCCAAAUCCUCGAUUCCGGUGUCUCAAUGCAGUGACCCAUGUGCUCCGAACGAAAUGAAAAGCACGCAGCUGGGCGACUCCUGCUGCUGGGUGUGCAUUCCGUGUCAGCCCUAUGAGUACCUCUACGACGAAUUCACCUGCAUGGACUGCGGCCCUGGCAGAUGGCCCUCGGCCGACCUGAGAGACUGCUAUGACCUUCCGGAAGAGUACAUCAAGUGGGAGGAUGCCUGGGCCUUGGUGCCCAUAGCAAUCUCCUGCAUUGGUCUCAUUUGCACUGUCACGGUUCUCAUCACGUUCAUCGUGCACGGCAACACGCCCAUCGUGAAGGCCUCCGGGCGGGAGCUCUGCUACGCUCUGCUGGCCGGCGUCUCCAUGUGCUACAGCACAACGUUCACCUUCGUGGCGAAGGCCACGGUUCUCGUGUGCGCUCUGCGGCGGCUCAUUCUCGCCGCGUCAUUUGUGGUUUGUUACUCCGCUCUGCUCACCAAGACCAAUCGGAUUUCGCGAAUGUUCAACAAUGCCAGAGAGGGCGGGAGCACGAGGCCAAAAUUUGUGAGUCCCCUGGCCCAGAUGGUAAUCUGUCUCACCCUGAUAUUAAUCCAGCUCUCCGUUGUUGCCAUUUGGCUCAUUGUGGAGAAUCCGGGAUUGAGGCGAUUCACCAUCCCAGACAAGCGGGAGGUGGUCAUUCUCAAGUGCAGCGUCCGGGACUCCAAUGUGUUAAUAUCCUUGGUCUACAAUGUGUGUCUUGUCAUGGUGUGCACUGUGUACGCUUUCAAGAACAGAAAAUGCCACGACAGCUUCAACGAGGCCAAGUUUAUUGCCUUCACCAUGUACACAACAUGUAUAAUCUGGCUGGCAUUCGUGCCAAUUUUUUACGUAACGUCUGGUGACUACAGGGUCCAAACCACAACCAUUUGUGUCUCUGUGAGCCUCAGUGGCUCGGUGGUGCUGGGAUGCCUGUUUGCACCCAAAGUGAACAUUAUCCUCUUCCAGCCGCACAAGAACGUGGAGAGGCCACCCAAGCCCACCACCAUCAGCCUCGCCGCAGGGACUGCCACCUCCUUUUCACUCCCAUCAGCAAGUGCUCCAUAUGUGCCGACUAUUUUCCGUGGCAAGGAAAUUGAUUCCACGACGUCUUCACUGUGAUGCUUUUCCCCGUGAAGACAAAAGUCGAGCAUGGAGAUGAAGCCUCGAGCUGUGUGGUACUCACGGAUGACAUAUCCGACUGUUAUAUGUUGACCAUCAUGUGAAUUUAUUUUUGUAUACAUAUCACUUUUUAAUGCGUUAACCAUUUUCAAGUAUUAUACCUCAUGAUCAGUUGGUGUUUAAUACAAAUAUGUACAUUAUUAUGAAAUACAUUUUUUUGUUAAAUUUAAGAAACGGUCAGUAAUGUGUAAACAAAAUACUGACCUAACGCUUAUGGGGAAAAGGGCAACAUGUACAGCACAUUAUAAGUAAAAAUGCAAACAUAUUGUAAAAAAACAGCUCUUCUCGAUUUUUGGGAUUUUCACCCUAUGAAGCUGGGGGAAGAUAUCCCUGAUUGGCACGAGUAGGAAUAUUAAACAGUGCACUGAAGAAUGCGGAUCAGAGAGGGGUGGUGAAAAUGCUUCUGAGACCCACUAAAACAUGACUCUUGCACGGUGUUCCAACGUAUUUGAAGCCACAUGUUUGUUUUGAUCAUGCGACAUCAGUAUUUGUGGAUAUGAAAUUACAAGGCGGUGUUUCGUAUUUUAGAACGUGGGUGCUAAUUGGAUACCUCCGAAACAAAGCAUUUUGACCGCCCGCUCAUGCAGUUUGUCUUUCAGGAGAAUGUGUUGAUUGAAAAGAGGGAAAGCAAUGUAUGAACUUGGAGGGCAGUAAUUGUAGUGAGCAUAUGCAUAUUUCAUCUGCUGGCGUGUUUGUAUUGCUGUAGCAUAGUGAAUCAUGUGGUUGCGUACUGAAAGUCGGUGAUUUAUCACAUUACUGCUGCUCUAUUUACCGUACGUCAUUGCUGCCAUGCGUUGGGCAUCUUUACUCACUCGUGAACUGUGUCAAAGUAAGCACGACGAUAAGUAGGAAUGGAUAACGGUACCAUUUCCAUUCAACUGUAUGGCAUACAUUUAUAUAUGUCACAGCAUUCCAAUGUAACAGUUCAAAAUAUUCUGGCAAUGUAAUGGUUAUACUGUAUUGAGAUGGUAAAAAUAAUAAUAAAACAAUGAAUUUAUUUCAAUGUAUCAAGCAUAUAUUCCAUAGGACUUUAGUUUUUUCUUAAUUAUGUGAACUUGUAUGAUGCCUAUUUAAAAUUGUCAUCGUUUGUAAUAUUUUAAAGAAUUUUUUUUUAAAUAACGACAGCAUAUGGCUGUUUCAAAUGAGAGUGUAUCAACAGCUUUGAAACUAUAUUUGUCUGCAUGUUAACGAAGUAAAUGUUUGAUUUUGACCUUGGUUUGUGGGAGCUUGAAUGACUGCGUCAGUUUCCUUGGAGUCAAAUUGCCCUCUCCCAGUAUACAAAAAGCCAGGC